This is a messenger RNA of Populus nigra (black poplar), 1693 nucleotides long. RefSeq names its product BURP domain protein USPL1-like. The transcript is spliced from 2 exons. The record is from RefSeq and is a predicted model, not a curated record. NCBI's taxonomy places the organism in Eukaryota, Viridiplantae, Streptophyta, Magnoliopsida, Malpighiales, Salicaceae. Bases 591 to 1532 code for a protein of 313 amino acids.
AAAGUUCUUCAAAUGCGCACUUCUUUGAAAAUCUCGCAUUUCAACAGCUAGAGUAACUAGACUAUAGGUCGAUGAUUACAUGUGGAUUAAUUUCGCAAUUUAAGCAAGGAUGGAAUUAAUCAAGGAACCAGAUCAAGUCAACCGAAUACUUCUAUGGCCAUGUGCCUGCAACAUCAAUACAAGUGUGGCCACAUCAUGCAGAGAAAUAUGAACCUGAGAUAAGUGCAGAACAAUAUUUAAUUUGCUUGUUUGACUUAUGAUCAAUAUAAUAUUAGAAAUCGAUCUUCCAGGGAAGAGUUCAUAUGGGAGAAAUCAAGCACAGCCAAGAAUGCCUGAGCUGGGGUGACAUAGAUUGAAGUGCUUUCUAGCCUAUCCGCCAGAACAGUUGACCCCAAUACAGUUUGAUAUGAUGUCUGCAACUAGCCAUAUUAAGGCAAAAUUCAAUAAAUUAGUGUGAAUUAUUUCUUACAUUUGAAAUAAAAAUAAUCUCAAACGUUAGACUAGAUUUUAUCUGAUCCAGCUGGUGUACAAAUUUUUACUUGCAGAAGUAGAAAGAAAGAGAGGUUAAUUUCAAGAUUUCUGAAGCAGAGAUGGGUGUUGAUGUUUUGUCUUGGAGACUUAUCCUCUGUUCUCUACUUGUUUUACUGUUUGCUAAAGACUGUGGUGCAAGAAAGAUGACUCACACAAGAUGGAGAGAAGUGCCGGAUGAUGAUACAAACGGUCUGCAACACAAUCGAGAACCUGAUUUGCAACAGCUUUCAAAGGAUGAUCAUCUUCUAACCAGGCACAGUAGGGAUGGUGAUCAUCGAAACCAUGAACAUGCUCAUCUAUCAUCACAUAUGAAUCAUACGGACCCUUCAGACAAGAUUUUCUUCACCAUAGAAGAUCUGCAAGUUGGAAAAACACUUCCAAUUUACUUCUACUAUAGAGACCCUUCAACUUCUCCUCAUCUGAUAUCUAGAGAAGAAGCCAAUUCAAUUCCUUUCUCUUUAGCAAAAUUACCUUAUCUUCUUGAAUUUUUCUCUUUGUCCAAAGAAUCUCCUCAAGCCAAAGCCAUGGAAUAUACACUAACACAAUGUGAACUUGAACUCAUGGAAGGUGAGACCAAGUUCUGUGCUACUUCCUUGGAAUCCAUGCUUGAUUUUGCACAGGCCACUUUUGGAUCGGAAACCCAAGUAAAAGCCUUAACUACCAAUCAUCUUAGAAAGCCAGUUGCACCUAUACAAAACUACACCAUUGUGGAGGAGCCUAGAGAGAUCUUGGUACCAAAAGUGAUAGGAUGUCAUACCAUGCCUUACCCUUAUGUAGUUUAUUAUUGCCAUAGCCAAGAAGGUGGGAACAGGUUAUUUGAGAUUUCACUUCGUGGUGAGAAUGGAGAUAGAGUCCAAGCUAUUGGUGUUUGCCACAUGGACACCUCUCGAUGGGAUCCUGACAACCCAUCAUUUCGUGUGCUGAAAAUAAAGCCUGGAACUGCCCCUGUAUGCCAUAUUUUCCCAGCAGAUAACAUAGUCUGGGUGCCUUUGCUUUCAUAAAUGCAGUAGUAAUAUUUGUGGUUGUGAUUGUAAGAUAUGUCCUGAGACUUGAAUCAUGUCAUACGCUUGUCUGUAAAAUAGUGCUUGUCGAUAUAGUCAUGGACUGAUGUAUACCAAUGUUCCCUCUUACAAGACUAAUAAAGAAUAUUGGUGAUUCUGUA